Molecule: messenger RNA, 4507 nt
Organism: Coregonus clupeaformis (lake whitefish)
Lineage: Eukaryota; Metazoa; Chordata; Actinopteri; Salmoniformes; Salmonidae
Product: contactin-1a
Exons: 25
Coding region: 180-3242 (1020 amino acids)
Biological process (GO): brain development; cell-cell adhesion
Molecular function (GO): cell-cell adhesion mediator activity
Source: RefSeq, a predicted model, not a curated record
CUGUCAGUUUCUUCCCUGCUCCGAGCUCCUGAGCGCCCAGCGAUGAUCCAGGCGUGAGUCGUGAAGGUACACAGACGGACUGAUCGUCCGCUAUUGCAGGAAAAGCAGCCUGUCCUGCUAAUGUUUCAACAUCAGCUGUGGUUCUAAGCAUCACCUCAGGAGGUUCUACACAGAGCAACAUGCCGCACCUCACUGUGCUCCUCCUCCUCCUGUCCCUCACUCUCCCUUCCACUGAUGCAUCUGUCUUCGGAGGGGAACCUGUCUUCUACGGAGACGAUGCUACAGGUUACGGGCCGGUGUUUGAGGAUCAGCCAGUCGAAACCAUCUACCCCGAGGAGUCGCCUGAGGCCAAAAUCACCAUGAGCUGUCGAGCACGAGCCAACCCACCUGCCACAUACCAGUGGAGGUUGAACAGCUGGGAGAUAGACCUGGACGGUGAUAACCAUUACACCAUGGUCGGGGGCAACCUGGUCAUCUCUAACCCCAUUAAGAACAAACACGUUGGGAAUUACUCCUGUGUGGCCUCCAACGACUACGGCACCGUGGUCAGCCGAGAGGCCGUUGUCCAGUUUGGAUACCUGGACUUCUUCUCGUCUGAGGAAAGAGAGGCGGUGUACGUGAAGGAGGGGCAGGGGGCAGUCCUGCUUUGCGCUCCUCCCCCACACUACCCAGACGAGCUGUCAUUCCGCUGGAUUCUGAAUGAGUUCCCUAUCUUCAUCAUGCUGGAUAAACGUCGAUUCGUCUCCCAGACUACAGGGAACCUCUACAUCUCUAAGGUGGACUCAUCAGACAGUGGCAACUACUCCUGCUUCGUCUCCAGUGCAUCCAUCGCCAAGAGCGUCUUCAGCAAGUUCAUCCCCCUCGUCCCCCUGGCUGAACGUCCAAUCAGGAAGUACCCUGCUGACAUCAAAGUCAAGUUCCCAGACACCUACGCACUGGUGGGACAGAAUGUCACACUGGAAUGCUUCGCCCUGGGAAACCCCAUCCCUCAGAUCCGCUGGAGGAAGAUGAACGGAGAGCUGCCGUCCAAUCACGACAUCAGCAUGGCGGGGGCCCACCUCCACCUGUACAACGUGCAGUAUGAGGACGAGGGGACAUACGAGUGUGAGGCCCUCAAUUCCAAAGGGAAGGACUGGCACAAGGCACACCUCUCUGUAGAAGCAUUCCCGGAGUGGACAGAGUCCAUCAACAGUACAGAGAAGGACAUCAGUAGUAAAUACACCAUGUCCUGUGUGGCUAGCGGCAAGCCCAAACCCCACGUCCACUGGCUCAAGAACAGCUAUGCCUACAAUAAGCAUGAUCUGAAGUUCAAUGGUCUGACGUUUGAGGACUCUGGGAUGUACCAGUGUAUAGCAGAGAAUCGCCAUGGAGUCAUCUAUGCUAACGCAGAGCUGCGAGUGAUUGCGUGUGCACCUACGUUUGAGCACAACCCUGUGAAGAGGAGGAUCCUGGGAGCUAAGAAUGGCAGAGUGGUCAUAGAGUGUAAACCUAAAGCAGCUCCCAAACCCUCGUUCUCCUGGAGCAAGGGCACUGAACUGCUCUUCAACUCUACCAGGGUGUUAAUCUGGGAGGAUGGUAGUCUGGAAAUUCUGAAUGUGACCAAAGCAGACGAGGGGCGUUACACCUGCUUUGCUGAGAAUGAUCAGGGCAAGGCCAACAGCACAGGCUCCCUCUCCAUCACAGAGGCCACUAAGAUCACCUUGGCUCCGUCCAACGCAGACGUGAUGGUGGGGGAGAGCGCCCACAUGCAGUGUGCCGCGUCACAUGACGCCACGCUGGACAUCACAUUUGUCUGGACCCUGGACACCCACGCCAUCGACUUCGACCGGGAGGGAUCCCACUAUGAACGCAACCCAAAUGGCGCUUCCAGUGGAGAGCUGCUCAUUAAGAACACCCAGCUGAAGCACUCUGGACGUUACACCUGCACCGCCCAGACCCCUGUGGACAACGUCACCGCAUCCGCCGAUCUGGUCGUCAGAGGUCCCCCUGGGUCCCCAGGUGGGGUGCGUGUGGAGGAGAUCAGGGAUAAGAGUGUGCGUCUGACCUGGAGCCGAGGUACAGACAAUCACAGCCCCAUCUCUAAAUACACUGUCCAGUGCCGGGACUCCUUCUCUCAGGAGGACUGGAGAGACGCCACCACAUCCCCUCCGGAUGUGGAGGGAAAUGCAGAGACAGCCACGGUGGUGGACUUGUUUCCCUGGACAGAGUAUGAGUUCAGGGUGAUAGCCACCAACACCCUGGGGACAGGAGACCCCAGCGGCCCCUCUCCCAAAGUCACCACGCUGGAGGCAGUUCCCGUGGUGGCUCCCUCGGACAUCGGCGGCGGUGGCGGGACCAGCAGGGAGCUGGCCAUCACUUGGACGCCAGUGCAGCCACAGUACUACUAUGGACGUAACUUUGGCUACAUCAUCGCCUUUAAGCCCCGGGAUGACGACGAGUGGAGGAAGGUGACUGUGGCAGACCCCGAGGCUAAACACUACGUCCACAAAGACUCCUCCAUCCCCGCCUCCACAGAGUUCCAGGUCAAAGUCAAGGCCUUCAACAGCAAAGGAGAAGGACCCUAUAGUCUCACGGCUGUCAUCUACUCUGCACAGGAUGUGCCAUCUGAAGCCCCUUCUAGUGUGGAGGCCAGGGCGCUGUCUGCCACUGAGGCCAUCGUGUGGUGGCUUCCUGUCACCCAGCACACUGUAGAAGGCUACCAGGUGCGGUACUGGAGGAAGGCGGAGGACAGCGAGACGUCCAGUCAGAGGGUGGUGGUGUCCAGCAGAGAGAACCAGACCAGGCUGGAUAAUAUGAGGCCAGACUCCCACUACCUCAUAGAGGUCAAGGCCUACAAUGCAGCUGGAUACGGACCCCCCAGCCAACACUUCCAGAUCUACACCAAGAAAGCCCCCCCAAGCCGGCCUCCUAAAAUAAUCAGUAAAAAGCUGAAAGGCACAUCAGUGAAUAUCGCCUGGGAACACGUUGAACCCUUGGCCAACGAGUCAACAAUAGAUGGCUACAAGGUCCUGUACAGGCAGGCUGGCAAAUCCACUGGGAUGCUGUUUACCACUGGGAAGCGGUCCAUAGACCUGCCCAUGCACAAGGACGGGGACUACGUAGUGGAGGUCAGGGCUCACAGCGAGGGAGGGGAUGGGGCUGUGGCCCAAAUACGCAUCUCAGGUGGAGGCGUCAUGGCUGCCAAGUCCCUCAGCUUGGCCUCCCUGCUCCUGGUGGCUCUGUUCUGCCUGAUGGGCCUCUGAAUGUAGCGCCAUCUUUGUCUUCACUGUCCAGUCCAGUGAAGGAGACUCUGUGAAGUUGACGCCUAUCUAUGACAACUUUGGUUUCCACAAUCUUUGGUGUCACCCUGCAGGGCAAAAGUCCAUAUUCCCCUCUCGAGGAAUAAGGCUCUGUUUGUGGAAAAAGACACAAUACAAAAUUUGAACAAAGAAGACAUCUGGGAUAUCUCUUAUUUAAUACCUACAAUAUCUUUGAAGGAGGAGCGUCAAAGGAGGUCUUUCAACUUUUUCAAUAUGCCUUAUAUGUAAACGGUUACACUUAUCUUUCACAAUGCCAUGACUUGCUCUUGACUGGGUGAGGUGUGAGUGCAUAGGUACUGCACAAAGAUUGCAGAUAACUGUUUUAAAAAAUAUUGUGAUACAGGCCUUUCUUGUUCAUUCAUGAAGGUACAGCAGCUUCAAAGUGUGUGUUUCAUUUGAUGUAUGACAUUAUGGACAAUUGUUACAACAUAGCAUUCCAUAUAUACUGUAAGUAUAAUCUUAGCAGGUAAUAUAGUUGUGAAGGAUAAGUGUAUGAGUUUAUGAAAUUGUCUUUAUGUGUUUUAAUUGCAUUUCGGUGGCUUUUUAUUUUCUUUUCAAGAUGAAUUACACCAUCCCCUUACAGAGAUACAGUCAACUCAAAUCUCUACUCAUGGUCCCCGGCAUACUCCGAUUUUUCUUAUCAAACAUCAUCAGACAAAAGAGCAAUUUAUGUCAUGCUAAUAUAAUAUAUGCAAUAAUUUAUAUGGUUUUGCUAUCUAAUAAGUACGUAUAGCCAGUACAUAUAGCUUACUAUUAACGCUUUAACUUGUUUGUUCAGAGAAACAUUGAUUUUUAUCUCCCCAAAACAUGCUUAUUUCCAACUCAUAACAUUAUCUAAAUUAAUAGGAGACCAGUUUACAAGUGUUUGCAUGUAGACAUUGUUAUCUGAAAGAGUUUCCUGACAAAACAAGAUAAACUUCUCAGCCAGAGUGAUGCGUGCAUUUUUAGCACAUGUAUAUCUGUGUAUGUAAAGUUGAAUGUAUUAAUAAACUGUGGGAACAAGAAAUUAGCUUGAAAACAUAUCAGACCUGCAGUUUGUAUAUAUCCAUAAAAAUGAUGCUGAUUCAUGAUUUCGACUGGCUGAUAAAAGCUGCCUGCCUGUAUGUCUCGUCCGGAACAUUCAUUACUAUGCGACAGCUGGAGAUCGAAUUUGAAUAUUAAAACAAUGUUGCAAAUAUUGGAGAGACAGACAGCAGGGUUUAUUCAAA